Halteromyces radiatus is the source of this 1625-nucleotide messenger RNA. RefSeq names its product major facilitator superfamily domain-containing protein. Gene Ontology annotation, biological process: transmembrane transport. The record is from RefSeq and is a predicted model, not a curated record. NCBI's taxonomy places the organism in Eukaryota, Fungi, Mucoromycota, Mucoromycetes, Mucorales, Cunninghamellaceae. The coding region runs from base 47 to 1552 and encodes 501 amino acids. Gene Ontology annotation, cellular component: membrane. The transcript is spliced from 7 exons. Gene Ontology annotation, molecular function: transmembrane transporter activity.
UUUUUUUUUCUUUCUUUCCUUUUAUCUCUCUUCACACACUCUAAUUAUGUCUGAUAAAAGGGAAACAGAUGAUACAACAACAGAUCAUAAGAUCGAAAUGACUGGUAUUAAAGAUAUUGAUUCCUUGGAACAAAUCGAGAAAGUAGAUGAUACUAUUACACCUUUUAUUUACUCACCUGCUGAAAAAAGACUCAAACGUAAGAUCGAUCGGAGUUUCCUUCCAUUGGUGUGUAUUGUUUUAUUUGUACAGUUCGCUGAUAAAUCAACAUUGAAUGUGGCUGCUGUACUUGGUUUAUAUGAAGAUACACAUAUUACAAAGAACGAAUUUGCUCUAGUAGGGAGUUUAUUCUAUGUCGGUUACUUGGCUUUUCAGAUACCCAACAACUUUUUAAUUCAAAGAGUACCAAUAUCAAAAUAUAUGGGACUUAUUUUGGUUCUUUGGGGUGUCAGUUUAGGUUGUACUGCACUGUCAAAAGGUUUUGGUGGAUUGGCUGCUUGUCGUGUUAUUCUUGGUUUCUUUGAAGCUGUCACCUAUCCUUGUAUUUUUAUCUUGAUUGCUUCCUUUUAUCGACGACAUGAACAAAUCUUUUAUGUAUCUUCCAUGUUUAUUGCAAAUGCUGUUGCUACUGCUUUGGGUGGUUUGAUUGGUUAUGGUAUUGGAAAUAUGCAAGGUCUUAAUGGUUUAUCUGCUUGGCAAUAUGGAUUUAUCAUUUGGGGUGCCGUCACUGUUACACUUGGUAUUGUCUUUUUCUUCUUCUUGCCUGAUCAUCCAAAAUCAAGAUGGUUUCGUCUCACUCCUGAAGAAUCUCUUAUUGUUGAUGAACGCAUGUUGGAUAGUGGAACAGCUCAAGAUACUACUUUCAAUAUCAAUCAUGUCUGGGAAGCCCUUAAGGAUCCAAAAUAUUACUGCUAUUGUGCCCUGUCUUGUCUUUGUAAUCUCCAAAAUGGAAGUCUUACUGUAUUUUCUACACAAAUCAUUCAAGAGAUUGGUUUCACCAAUUUACAAUCGAUUCUACUCAAUAUACCCAAUGGUUGCUGUGGAGCCUUACUUAUCAUCAUUUCCACUUAUUUAUCAAGACGAUAUAAUGAAAUCUGCUUUGUUGCAAUGGGAAUGACCCUAAUCUCUAUGACUGGUGUUUUAUUACUUGGAUUGAUCAGUCAUGGUCCUGUCAAAUUAUUAGGUAUCUAUCUUGCUUACGGAUGUACUCCCAUGUAUAUUUUGAUGCAAACAAGUAUUUCAAACAAUGUGAAAGGUUAUUCUAAAAAGGUAUUCUACACAUCAAGUCAAUUAGUAUGGUACACCAUUGGUAAUUUUGUUGGACCUCAAAUGAUGGACAAUCAAUCAUCUCCAUAUUUGGGUGCUAUGCUUGGAUUUACUGGUGCCAACAUCAUCGCUUUCUUCUUAUAUGGUUAUGUUCGAUGGUCCCUUGUUCGUGCCAACCUUCGUCGUGGUUUUCCUGCCAAACCUUCUGCUGCUGGUCAGUUUGAUUAUUCAAAAAAAGUGGAUGAUAGAACAGAUGUUGAAGAUGUCUCCUUCGUAUACCGUCCUUAAUAUUCUUUAAAUUUAGUGUAUUAUUAUCUACGUGAAAAUAAAAAUGUAAAUGUAUCUCGGCUUUUGAAAAAUC